AUGUCCGUCACUAAUGCUCUUAUACGUCGGGGCACCGAGCUUGCUGUCACUCACAUGCAGUCGGAUGAUCCUGAGCGCUACCGGCCUAAUGGAGGCUUGUUGGCUCUAUUCGCCAUCACUAUUGUCUUGCUUAGUUUGGUUCUCUGGACUAUCGAGUAUACCUACGGAAUGGUGAUCGCUACUCUGGCUGCGGUUGAAGAUACCAACCCCGAUAUCUACGUGCGCAUUACCUCCGAUCCUGCCGAUCCCACCAAGCCAUCCAACGAGGAGGAUCCUGAGCUGGUUUCUGCUACUCCACCCAAGCCUAUUACUGGCAAGCUGCGCACCACUCUGAAGCAUCUACGCUCCCGUGCUGGCUUCUCGUCUCGCUUCCGUGGAAUCGGCAUGUUCAUUGCCUAUAACUUGGCCCUUGGCUUCCUGUCAAGCUUCUUCCCUGUUUCUGCAUAUCUGUACCAGUUUUUCGUUCAGUCUGCCGGGAGCCUUCUCCUGGCUACUUGGCAGAUGGCCUGGGUGCACAUUGUCAUCUCCGAGCCCUCCCCAAAGCGCUUCUAUCAGCGUAUCCCCAGCUUUAAGACCUGGAUUAAAAUUGCCCCAGCUGCUGCUCUCCAGGAUAUCCUCACCGCUGCUGCUUUCUUCAUCCCUAUGGCCAUUGCCAAAUUUGCUGGCUGGCUCGAUGUUUCCCAUGACGAGGAGGUGCUGCCUUUGGUGGUCUUUUACCGUGUCAUGGGUGUCACUUUGGUCCCUGCUAUCCUGGCAUUGCUGAUCUCUCUGCCUGCUCGUGUCAUCUUCAUACGUGUGGCUGCCUCCAUGCUUCCCGAGGAGGAUGAGACUAUCGUGCCAUUUGAUCGCUCUUUCGGAGGCAAGGUCAGUCCUGCUAUUACCGGUGGCAGCGGCAAGAUCGGCCUCAUGGAUGCAUGGACUACCUUUGACUGGCCUGCCCGUGUCCGCUUUGUCAAAGUUAUUCUCAAGACAUUUGCCAUGGAGGUGGCGUUUGGUAUCUUCGCCAUGCUGGUGCUUGGUGCUCAGGUCUUUUGGAUUGUUAAGACUGCCAAGCCUGUCGACUCAGAUGCUCCUGGGAUGCAAAUGAGCUGGACUUAA
Messenger RNA from Penicillium vulpinum, 1098 nucleotides. RefSeq lists its product as uncharacterized. Lineage: Eukaryota; Fungi; Ascomycota; Eurotiomycetes; Eurotiales; Aspergillaceae. The transcript has 2 exons. The record is from RefSeq and is a predicted model, not a curated record. Bases 1 to 1098 code for a protein of 365 amino acids.